Molecule: messenger RNA, 1035 nt
Organism: Arxiozyma heterogenica
Lineage: Eukaryota; Fungi; Ascomycota; Saccharomycetes; Saccharomycetales; Saccharomycetaceae
Gene: ELO2
Product: fatty acid elongase ELO2
Exons: 1
Coding region: 1-1035 (344 amino acids)
Biological process (GO): fatty acid elongation, monounsaturated fatty acid; very long-chain fatty acid biosynthetic process; fatty acid elongation, saturated fatty acid
Cellular component (GO): endoplasmic reticulum membrane
Molecular function (GO): fatty acid elongase activity
Source: RefSeq, a predicted model, not a curated record
AUGGAGGUUAUUAUUCAAAAAUUUGUUGCUCCUGUGUUUGAAGCAUACCCACAAUUACAUGACUAUGUUCCUACUAUAGAACAUCCUUUUUUCAAUAUUAAUCUAUGGGAUAAUUUUGAUAAAAUUUCUACUUGUUUGACCAGAGGUAAAUUUAUUCCAAGUCAAUUUGAAUUUAUUCAAGGGCAACUGCCUUUAAGUGAUUUGCGUAGUGUCACAAUCGCCAUUGCUUUAUAUUAUAUCAUUAUCUUUGGUGGUAGAGCACUAUUAAAGCCUUUUCAACCAUUUAAACUUAAUUGUCUUUUCCAAAUUCAUAAUUUAUAUUUAACUUUUAUUUCUUUUAUUAUUCUAAUUUUAAUGAUUGAACAAUUAGUUCCGAUGAUUGCCAAAUAUGGUCUUUAUUACAGUAUUUGUAAUAUUGGUGCAUGGACACAACCAAUGGUUACUUUAUACUAUAUGAACUAUAUUGUAAAGUAUAUCGAAUUCAUUGACACAUUCUUUUUGGUUCUAAAGCAUAAAAAAUUGACCUUUUUACAUACAUAUCACCAUGGUGCUACUGCCUUAUUAUGUUACACACAAUUAAUUGGUACUACCUCUAUCUCAUGGGUAGUAAUAUCGUUGAAUUUAGGCGUUCAUGUCAUUAUGUAUUGGUACUAUUUCUUAGCUGCAAGAGGUAUUAGAGUUUGGUGGAAAGAAUGGGUUACAAGAUUUCAAAUCAUUCAAUUUAUUCUUGAUAUUGGAUUUAUCUAUUUUGCUUGUUACCAAAAAGUAGUCCACAAUUUUGCACCAUUCUUACCACAUUGUGGUGACUGUGUUGGCUCUGCUUCAGCUACUUCAUCUGGGUUCUUCAUUGUUUCAUCCUAUUUAGUACUAUUCAUCAGUUUUUACAUCAACGUUUACAAGCGUAAAGGUACCAAGACUAGUAGGGUUAUUAAACGUGCUCAUGGCGGUGUUGCUGCUAAAGUUAAUGAGUAUGUUAACGUUGAUUUAAGCGAAGUUCCAACUCCAUCUCCAUCUCCAGCUAGAAGAAGAAAGUAA